AUGGCCUAAUAAUCCGCUGAAUUUGCAACAAAAGUGGAUGAGUCUCAUAAAGGUUAAGAGGAUGAUAAAAAUACACCCUAAGAACCUAAAUAAUAGAGCGAAGAGAAAAAUGAAGCAUAAAAGUCAGAAAAUAAGGCUCCAAGCUUAUUUGGAUCAAUGAUAAAUGGAUAAAAUUUGUUCAACAACAAUUAAACUUCCUCUAUUUUUUAAGGAGGUUUGUUUGGGUCAUCCUAACCCACAACUGGAAUUUUCAGUUCUGGACCUUCUCUUUUAAGCAAUGUUAAUGUAGAUCUAACUAAACCAGGACCAUCCUUGUUUGGUAUUAGUUACAAGGCUCCUAAAUCUGAUGAGAGUGAUCCUGGAGAAGAUGAUGGAUAGGAUGAGUAAAAGCCAGAAGAUGACGAACCAAAUUAAGUGGUAAUGAAGUAUAAUUAUACUUCAAACACAGAAUAAUUAGUAAAGGUAAACGUUGAAAAGUUCAGAAAAAAUACAAACGAUAUACUAGAAAAGGGAUCUGUUGCCAUUGAAAAAACUAAAACCGGAGAGUCUUAUUACCUUGUUUAUAGAAAUGCAAUUUAAUAAUCAUUGUAUACAGGCUAAUUCAUCAAAGGAUUUUCAGAGAUCAAACCCUUGGGUUAGAAGGCAGAAAAUUUAAUUAUUAAAACUAUCAGCAGAAAAGAAAAAUAGGAUAGUAAAUAAGGGGAAAAUGAUGAAAAGAAAUCAAUAUCAAUUGAUACAUUAAAAAUAAUGUUCACAACCAAGGAAGGAUCUGAAGAGUUUAAAGCAGAAUUUGCCAAAAUAUUUUAAUGAUAAUACAUAAAAAACCAAAUUUUAGAUCAUAUUUAACAAUAAAAGCAUCAAAAA
Messenger RNA from Paramecium tetraurelia, 864 nucleotides. RefSeq lists its product as uncharacterized. The record is from RefSeq and is a predicted model, not a curated record. Lineage: Eukaryota; Ciliophora; Oligohymenophorea; Peniculida; Parameciidae. The transcript has 4 exons.